CAGGUUAUCAAGCAAAGCUGCUGGUGAGUGGUACAAAGGUCCGACUCCAUGGCGAGUUUCUCCAUGCGUAGUAACGAGAGCUUCUGUCGUCGAAAACACUAGAGCGAAUCGGAUUAUAUUCCAAUGCAACAGUGGCCACAUUAAAUGCCAAAAAAUGGCAUCCUCCACAGGUACAAUGUUUGCAAGUCACCCAGGCCGUCAAAGAGGUCCCAGAACGCUGGAUCUGGACAAGCCAUGUAAUGUAUACAUGUAAUGUACAGUACAAGGUGGAGCCGCGAUGCGAUGCGGCCCUAGCCUCGAAGCUCAGCAAAGGUAUCGAGUACUUGGCGGCGAGGCAAUCAAUUGGUGCUACCGCCAGCGAAACGACGAGACCCGAAGGCGAUGCGCGAUGCGAUUGCGAUCCAAUGCGAUUUGAUGCGAUGCGAUACGAUGCGCUACUCUGGUGGCAGGUACCGCAUACCUGCUGCACCCGCCCGCCUUGCGAGCUUGUCCUCGUACUCCCGGGCUUGUACCGCUUGUACCUCCAGACUGGUCUCGUACCCCCGUUGCACUCACACUUCACCUCACGAACGCCUCCAGCUCGCGCAAGUACCUGUACCUUGUACUCGCGCUGCUGGCCCGCCCAUUGGCCCGCAGCCAAGGCACGGCGAAAUGAGUGGCUGGUGCAGGAAGGCGCGCGAGCAAUCGGAAGGCCAACGCGAGAGCGGAUUGCGGGUGCUGAUUGGCUGCGGUCGGAGCCCCAGCAGUUCCCAGCCGUUGUCUCUGGCUUCAUUUCUUUUUAUCGGAAGCUGCUCACCGGAGGCACGAGUACAAACUGCCUGAAGGAUCCAUGGGAAGAACCGGCAGGGCAAAAGGUUCAUCACGGAGCCUUGCUGUCACCGCUAGCGCUGGCCCGUGCGCCGCCCAACCUGCUGCGGUCUCCCGUUACGCACGGUGCGACGACGCUCGACACUCGAAACCGGACACUAUGCGCUGUACGACACCACGGCAUGCAUCGCACAGUGCAUCUAUGCGUCACGAACCGUCCCUCGCACGGUCACGCCCCUCUGCGCCCCGGCCUCGAUGGCGCCACUCGAGGUGGUGUAUCAGUACCCCGCCCAGCCCCCAACUUUGCGUGCGCCAAAAGUAUCGGAUCCAGGCAUCACUACACGCCCCCCUCUAAGUUCUCUUCUCUGCUGCGCCCCACCCUUCCUGCCGCCAAGCUUUUCCCGUGCCCUCGUCACUGAUCCUGGCCGCUUGCCUCCCUCCCACUUGCCCAGGUCGCGCAACUUCUCUCUCCCCUUCCCCCUUCCCCCAAAAAAGACCCAGCACCAGCAGAGCAGGCCAAAACAUCUACCUCGUCCCCCAGAAAAAAAAAACCCAACCGAGUUACUUGGGCUCCAAGUACUCACAUCAACGCUUCCACCCCCGAAGCGCCUGGCGACUCGACCUGGCCAUUUCCAUCGCACGCUUCUGCAACGGUGCUCCACUGGCCUUCAGCUUUCAGCUUCAAACGUCCUGCAGAGGCCCGACCAUCGCAGCGCAUCGCAUCGCAUCGCCUCGCAUCGUGUGCCCCGAGUAACGAGCGAGUACGUGCCGUGCUCAAUCAACUUUGCGUGCCGUCCGUCUUCGCGCCCCGGCCCAGCAAAAAAA
Messenger RNA from Trichoderma harzianum CBS 226.95, 1632 nucleotides. RefSeq lists its product as hypothetical. The record is from RefSeq and is a predicted model, not a curated record. Bases 240 to 1226 code for a protein of 328 amino acids. NCBI's taxonomy places the organism in Eukaryota, Fungi, Ascomycota, Sordariomycetes, Hypocreales, Hypocreaceae. The transcript is spliced from 4 exons.